Zymoseptoria tritici IPO323 is the source of this 711-nucleotide messenger RNA. RefSeq lists its product as uncharacterized. The transcript is spliced from 3 exons. The coding region runs from base 1 to 711 and encodes 236 amino acids. NCBI's taxonomy places the organism in Eukaryota, Fungi, Ascomycota, Dothideomycetes, Mycosphaerellales, Mycosphaerellaceae. The record is from RefSeq and is a predicted model, not a curated record.
AUGGACGAUGACGAGGAAGAUGUGGAAGAUGUGGAAGAUGUGGAAGAUGUGGAUGCACACCCCCACGAAGCACUUGUGAAGAGGAAGGACAUCUACAACGCCCUCUCUUUGACAAUAAUCCGGAUGGUCCUGUGUCCGUCGGAGACUGCCAGGCCGAUACUGCGGAGAAGUUCAAAGACGCUAUCAAUGAGCGGUCGGUGUUCUGGCACAUUUCUGUGUCCCAUUGAGCCAGCGUCUUCCUCGCUGCUAAAGAGAGUGUGGGACAACUCCGCUACGACAUUGAUGAUCUGGAGAUGGGGAGCUCCUUUAAGUAGCGGAGCCGCACCGUACUUGAAUCUACAACUCUGCAAUCCGUGGGCACACCGCUUCCCGUACCCAGACAAGUUCAACGAUGACCACUCUAAGUACGAGACUGGAGGAGACCUCGCGCGGAGUACCAAGCACGAUAUCCGCACCAGGAUCGUGCGCCGCUUUUACGAUGGACCUACAGUCGGAUAUCAGGGUAUCGCAACAACGUUUGAUGUGAUCAAGCGUCUUGGUCCGGCUUGGCUGCGAAUGACAGUUGACCCGCUAAAUUCGGAAUGGCUUCCAUUGUCGGAGAUCGAGAUCCUUGUGAGUCGGGAAGCAGGGCACAUUGGCAGUCUCGUUUGCUACUAUCAAGGAAAGCCACAAGCUGAUCACCGCCCCGCCACCGAGACGAUCGACCGGUGA